Ricinus communis (castor bean) is the source of this 2073-nucleotide messenger RNA. RefSeq names its product probable hexosyltransferase MUCI70. The transcript has 6 exons. NCBI's taxonomy places the organism in Eukaryota, Viridiplantae, Streptophyta, Magnoliopsida, Malpighiales, Euphorbiaceae. The record is from RefSeq and is a predicted model, not a curated record. Bases 294 to 1709 code for a protein of 471 amino acids.
AAUGCUAAUUAAUGGUUAAGAUUUACUAAUGGUUAUUACAGCCAUUGUACAUAGAGAAUUGGGAUGCUGCAUGAAAUGUAGAACGACCCAGAAUUUAAUUAAAUGGCUUAAAGAAAAAGAGUGGUGUGGGGUCAUCCUUGUAUAGGUUUGCUCAAAGAUGGAGCUGUAAGUUGUAACUAAUAACGAACUGUUUUACUUCUGCAGCAAGUGUUUGAAGAUUCGCAUUCUGCUACCCGCAAACCCUAAUUCCCCAAAUCUCAAUUUCUAAUUUAUCCAAUCUAAUUGUUUCUCAUAUGUCAUCUUCUAUGUUCAACAACAACAGCAUUUCGAUCUCCGUCUCAGACGACGAUUCGGACGAACUCGGUCGGAUGCGAGUCCGAGUCCGUCGAAAACGAAAGAAACAACACAACCGUUUAAUAAAAAACAAAGAAUUAGCUCACCGUCUUCUCAGAUUUCUCUUAAAAUAUUGGAUGCUUCUGAUUCUCUUUGUUGCUGUUGGAUUACUCUUAUUUGAAGCCUCUAGAAUUACGAAAACACCGCGUUUGGAUGUGAAAUCGGAACACGAUGCGAAGAGGACACCACAUUUAAAGGGCGACUUGAAAGCUGUUGAACCGAAGAAUUUGGAUCGACUUGACCCACCUCGUUGCUUGAAGCUAUUACCUAAUGAAGAACUUCAACAUUUGGAUAUUCCUAUGCAUGAUGAGAUCAGUGGUGCUAUUAAAAAUGUGGUGUACAUAUCAGAUAAAGACACACAACAACAUAGAGGGAAGAGUAAUACUACUCUGUCUGGACUGCGCACUGAGGUUACGCGAUUUAAUUUAUUUACCGGAGAUCAAACACUUGAACAAAGAGAGAGAAGUUUUAAGGUGAGUGACACAGCUGAAUUGCACUGUGGUUUCUAUAGUGACAAUGGGGGGUUUAAGAUUUCUGAUGAGGAUAAAGGUUAUAUGCAAACCUGUAAAGCUGUGGUGUCUACUUGUGCAUUUGGUGGUGGAGAUGACCUUUAUCAACCUAUUGGAAUGUCAGAUACAUCACUUCAAAAGGUUUGCUAUGUUGCAUUUUGGGAUGAGAUCACUCUAGCAGCUCAGGAAUCAAAGGGGCGUAAAGUUGGCGAGUACCAUUUUAUUGGAAAAUGGCGGAUUGUGGUUGUAAGGGAUCUUCCUUUUACAGACCAAAGGUUGAAUGGUAAAAUCCCAAAGAUGUUGGGACAUCGGCUUUUUCCCAAUGCCAAGUACUCCAUUUGGGUAGACUCAAAAUCCCAAUUUAGAAGGGAUCCACUAGGUGUUCUGGAAGCUCUUCUGUGGCGUUCAAAUUCUGUAUUAGCAAUUUCACUACAUGGAGCUCGUAGCAGUGUGUACGAGGAAGCUGUAGCUGUUGUGAAGAAACACAAAGCCACCCCAGAAGAAGUUGAGGUUCAGUUGUCUCAAUAUCGACGGGAUGGCUUGCCUGAAGACAAGAGAUUCAAUGGAAAGAAGGCUUUAAAUGAAGCCUCAAUCAUUGUGAGGGAGCAUACGCCAUUAACUAAUCUGUUUAUGUGCCUCUGGUUUAACGAAGUGGUGCGCUUCACUUCUCGGGAUCAACUGAGUUUCCCAUACGUGCUUUGGCGGCUGAAAUUGCUGAAGGACAUCAAUAUGUUCCCUGUUUGCAUUCGUAAAGAUCUUGUUAAUAGCAUGGGCCACAUAGGCAAGGCUAAGCCGUUGACAAAUUGACUUUUGGUGCUUUAGUACUGCAUUUUCUGUUCCACAUCUUUAAUUACCCGAACGGUGAGGCUGACCAGCUAGCAGGCUGCAUUCCUUCACGAUUCGUUGACGUUAAAUACGUCCUUGGACGAAUUGGUCCGCUACAAUUAUUUUCCCCCUUUUUCUCUUUUCCUUUGUAAGUUCUUUACCUCUUUUUAUUACUUUGAUCAUGAUCAACCUGUAAAUGGCUAGAGGAAAUUUUGUAUUUAUAUGCAUAUUUCAUUUAUUAGAGCAAAGCAGAAAAAAGGGAAGAGCUAAUCUACGUAAACUUUUUAUGUAUCAACAUGAAUAGCACUUUACUUUAUGAACAUAAAUUGAGAUGCAUAUUUUAUUA